Molecule: messenger RNA, 4366 nt
Organism: Vespula pensylvanica (western yellowjacket)
Lineage: Eukaryota; Metazoa; Arthropoda; Insecta; Hymenoptera; Vespidae
Gene: Atg101
Product: autophagy-related protein 101
Exons: 2
Coding region: 580-1236 (218 amino acids)
Biological process (GO): autophagy; autophagosome assembly
Cellular component (GO): phagophore assembly site
Source: RefSeq, a predicted model, not a curated record
UUUUCUCUUUUCUCUUAUAUCACUCGUAUCAUCGGCGGAAAACUUGGCGUCUAUAUAACGAUCCUAUAUAGUUUUCAUAUUUUCUUCGAUCAUUCAUGGUGGAAAGCUGUUACGAUGAAUACCUUCAUAUUUUACUUUAAAAUUUGAAUAACAGUUGCAACAUCGCAACAAUGAUCCGUGUUUUUGUUUGUUAUUUUUGUGAGGUUAUGAGAGAAUAAUUAUGUUUAUUUUUGUAUUUUUCUUAUUUUGUUCUUUUUUCUUUUUUCCGUUUUUUACCAGUGAGAGUUUAGUUACAUAUAAUGGUUAUAUGGUAUAGUUUUAUAUAUCAAUUUAUAUAAUAACUAUAUUAUUGUUUGUAUUCAAUAUAUAAUGUUAAUGUCUUCGAUGUUAUGCUUUGUUUCUUUGUGUAAUGACAAAAUAAUAAGUUGUAAUUUUUAUUACUUAAUGUUCAUUAUCAAAAAAGAGUUGUGUAAGAUUGUUCGUUAAAUCACAAUUUACUUUUGGAAGUUUAUAUUUGUUAUUACUUCGACUUAGAAAAAUCUAUGCACAGAUGCCAUAUAUAGGAGUUGAAGUUUCAUCAUGAAUGCCAGAACGCAAUUAUUUGAAUUAAGUAUGGAGGGUCGGCAGGUCGACGAAGCUGUAGCCAGUAUAUUUCACAGCGUUCUAUUUCAUAGAAGCCUUGGAAAAUUUAAGUACAAACAAGAAGGCAGCUAUUCCGUGGGUACUGUUGGAUAUCAAGAUGUCGACUGUGAUUUCAUUGAUUUCACAUACGUAUGCUGUUCCUCUGUACAUCUUGAUCAAACCUUGAAAAGAGAAAUAUCAGGCUUUUCUGAAGCUUUACGUUCUACGGAUAGUCCUGGUUCUGGUCAAAUAUCGUUAGAGUUUUUUCAGAAAAAAAAGAAUCGUUGGCCGUUUCAGGCAGAGUGUAUACCGUGGGAAGUAUGGACAGUGAGGCUUGAGCUUAUAAAAUUAGCAACGGAGCAUGAACGUCAAAUAUGUAGGGAGAAGGUUGGUGAUUUGUUGACCGAUAAAAUUCUAUAUAUAACCGAGGUCAUGAAUAGGCAUGACUAUUUACCAAAAAUGCCAAAUCAGGCUGAAUUAGAUUUGAUUUUUGAUACUUCUUAUCCGGACAUUCAGCCUUAUCUCUUUAAAUUGUCUUUCACAACUUCUAGCCCAUCGAGUUCUACCAUGGGUAAUACAAUGAAAAAGUUGAUUAAGGAGACAUUGUCCAUUUAGUCGUAACAUAAAUUUUGAUCCUCAUAGAUUAGAUUAAAUUAAUCUUUGAAGAGAAGAUUGAUGUAUAAAAUAUAUAAAUUUGUGCAGUUUCUUUUACAGUGAUCACGUAUGUAUUUUACAGUGAUCUGCUACUGUACCUUAUACAAUUUCGCUUCUUUGUUAGAUCUUCUACUUUGCAAUAAUAGAAACUUUUGAUUGUUUGAAUGUAGUACGUUAUUACAUUGAAAUAACAUUCGUUUUAAUUCGAGCAAACUUUUCACCAAAGCAGAGAAUUUGCCAGUCCUGGGAAGCGUUCUUCAUUUAUUGUCAAAACAUAGUAAUAUGACUGGUGAGAAAUAUUCUAUAAAAGGCAUGUCUAAUACAUGCUCGUAUAUAGUUCGUACGUGAGUCUGUAAAGAUAGUUCUGUGUCAGCAAUAUCAUAAUGUAUUUUAUAAUAUAGUAAAUACAUUACUGCGUACAUUGCAGCUAUCAAACUGCUAACGUACCUCUUCAACUUUAUAGUACAAAUAAAUGUAAAGUUCGUUUUGUUUUGUACGUCAUAUAUACGUCCAUUGCGCGAUUCAACACAAUUGUUGAUCAUACUUUUAAUAUAAAUCUUCCAUUGCAUUGGUUACUUCUGCAAAUGUAUAUAUUACAUACAUUUUGCAAUUAAAAAAUUGUAUUGUUUGCGCAAUGAUCUGGCUGUUCGAUCACAAGAAGUGAAAUCAGUUUUAAUCUUUCCAAAACUUAAGUACUUUACUCUGCUAGUUUGUCAGCAGGAAUAAAAUAGUUAAGAUCGAUUAUCACAUAUUGUACAUUUUAGGAUGUCUUAAGGAGACAUGUGAUACGUAAAUUUUUAACAUUUAUUAGAAAUGUGGUGCAUGACAUGUUUUUUAGUUUUGCAGAUUCAAAACUUUCUAUAAAAAGGAGUCACAAAUCAAAAAGUGCAAAUGUUUUUUUGAGUUAACGUGCAAUCUAAAUGCUUAUGAAGGAUUAAAAAUACUAGAGUCAAAAUAUAGCUAUCUAAUUAGAUGUCGUAAACUGAAAAGAAACUUUGCGGGGUAUGUCUGACUUUCUAUUAAGAGUUACCAAUUAGUUUCCUUGCGUUAAUGCUGCAAUGUUUAGCGGUUAAAAACUAGUAUUUGAUUUAAAAAUAUGUGCUUUGUGAUAUGACUAAUUUUGGUUUAUGAUACUUUAUAAGAAACAAAGAAACAGACAAAGAAAAGAAAAGAAAAAUUUACUACCAUUUUGAGUUCAAUCAUAGCUCAAACUUUGGCUCUCAUUUUAAAAAAAUAAGUUUUAAUAACGUGUUUCGUAAUUUAUAUGAGAAUUACAGAAGAAUCAAGUAAUACUCACAAGCAGCUAUCAUUAAAAAAAAAAGAAAGAAAAAAAAAAACAAAAAAAAAAGAAAAACAAAAAAAAAGAGACUAAAACAAAACAAAAGAAGUUCUUAUAUACUCUGCUUUGAUCGUACUUCAGAUAUUUAAUUUAGAUCAAUAGAAAAACUUAUAUCAAAUCAAGAGACACAUAUGUAUGUACGGCAUACUAUUUACGUACGAAUUAAAUUUGCAAGAUCUGUACCUCGAAAUGCUACUCAAAUAAUAUCAGUACAAUAUUUUUGAAACAGAAAUGCGAUAUUAUCAAGAUUUAAAACAUAUAUACAGUUUUUAUUUCAUAUCGAUGAAAGCUAAAGGAAAGAAGAUCCUGUUUCUCUAACGUUAUAUUUUUUAGUAACUUGCAUAAUAUAUUAUUCCCAAUUAUCUUUUUCCGAACUUUAAUUGUACAUAGAUCUAACAGUUGUCCACGAUUCUUGAAUCCAUCCAUGCUUUGUUCACUUAUUUAUAAGAUAUGUAAAUUCUUAAAGAGUGAUCAGAUUGCUUGGAUUAUGUUACAUACAUGAUCAUAUAUGAACUUUCUAUAUAUGAAUAUAUAGGCGCAAAGAACGUUUUUAACUAUGAUAUAUGCAUAAACGUGACUGUUAUUUAUUUUUAUGAGUGAUUCGUACAACGUAUGUGUAAACAUACGUUUGAAUAUAUUUCUGGUAAUAGUGUAAAUGUGCUGAUUAGCGAAUUACUUUGUAUACUGCUUUUUUUUUUGUUUGAUAUUAUAUAACACGUCUUUUUUUUUUAUUAUUAUUAUUAUUUCUUUUUUUUUUUUUUUUAAUCAGAAUUAUAACGCUGUGUCUUCAAUGUGUAACAGCAUCACUCGUAAAACACACCGGGUGAUACGAAAGAGGAAAACUAAAAUUUUCAGUCCCAAUUGAAUUCUCAAACGUUUUGUGCCUUCGUAUAAAGUUUUUAUAGAUGUUUAGAGGAUAAUGUCAUAUCUACUAAAAAAAGAAAAAAAAGAAAAGGAAAAACAAAGAAAAAUUAUAAUCGGUUAUAUGAAAUUAACAAUAUUGGACGGCCAUUCAUUUUUAAAAAAGAAAUAGAAAAAUCUUUUCUGCACGUUACGAAGUUUUGCUAAUAGGCAGCAUAAUUCUGUUGAUCAUAAUGUAUUAUCUAAUCAGAGAGAAUUAUUUACAAUUUUAAACUAAGAAAAUACAAAUGCGUAUUUCUGGAAAGGAAUUUCGUAGUAACUUGUCUAAAAUAAUGUAAAUAAAAUUAAAUGAAAAUAUAAACUGAUAUAUAGCCUGAUACUACGAAAGCAAUAUCUUUUCCAGAAUUCACUUCUUACUAUAUAUAUAUAUAUAUAUCUGCGGCUAAUUAGUAGUAAAUAAUAUGUAAUAUUAGUAGUCAAAUACGCACAGUCAUAUUAUCAUUUAAUUUAUUUAUCACUAAUUAUUUGCCCUUUUGAUCGUUACUUAACGUUUAUGAAUUUUUUUCUUUUCUAUCUCUCUCUCUCUCUCUUUUUUUUUCUUUCUUUCUUUCAGUAUGUAGUUAACUUAAGUAGUAUAAAUUCUUUAUUAAUAAUUAUAUAUAUAUAUAUAUAUAUGUGUCUUUUUAAAAAUAUUCUUUCAUCGAUCGUUAAGAUUAACAUUUCUUUUACUUUAGUUCUUACUAUGAUUUGACUGUAACUUUUUUCCCUCGCACCACCCGGUAUAUACCCUGCACGAAUGUAUAAAGUAAAAAUAUCUUGGAUAUAGAAUUUCGUGCUGUAACAAUUGUAAUAAAGAGCAAAAGUUAUAUAUAAAUAGCUUUAUAUAUAUAU